Gongylonema pulchrum is the source of this 462-nucleotide messenger RNA. NCBI's taxonomy places the organism in Eukaryota, Metazoa, Nematoda, Chromadorea, Rhabditida, Gongylonematidae. The record is from the annotation of a GenBank genome assembly.
AUGAUCUCAGAAAUAAUGGCCAAUGGUGCGAAUCAACAGCAACUUGAAGCCGAAGUUAGGAUAUGUUGUGUAAUACAGGUUCGAAUGUGGCCAAUUGAGAACAAAGUGCCGCUGUCGACAUCGGGCCUCAUAGACGUGAUAAAAAUGGCGCGAACCUGGCGCAAACGAGCUCCGGAUCGGCCUGAAACAAAACCUACAAUUGUUAUGUCGCACAAUGGUGUAAAUCGAUGCGGUAUUUACAUAGCGGCUAACGUAUGCAUUGACCAGAUGGAUAUGGACCACGAAGUGGAUGUUUUCCAUGCCGUCAAAUUGAUUCGCAUGAACAGGCCGCAACUUGUUGAUAGGUAUCGCGUAUUCGAUCACAAAGAAGAGCCUCGUGAUAUGAGUUCUCGAAAUAACUCGACUCGUGAGUCGGCGCGUUCUCAUAAUGUGGCUGCUUUGGAUGCGAAUCAUGUCACUUGA